Molecule: messenger RNA, 563 nt
Organism: Pocillopora meandrina
Lineage: Eukaryota; Metazoa; Cnidaria; Anthozoa; Scleractinia; Pocilloporidae
Source: the annotation of a GenBank genome assembly
UUGUGUAGGAAGCAUGUAGAAUGCAAAAUUGUAUUUGAUUCUUGCAUGAAAUAUCGAAAAUCCAUACAAAAUAAUGAAGUUCAAGCCUUUAAUUUUCUCACUGAAGCUGUGGAAUCCACAUUGUGUGAAAAGCCAGAAGACUCCAGCUAUUCCUCUCUAGACUGCCUGACAAGGAGCUGUGACAAGUGUGGGGUGAAGAACUUCAAGACAGCAGCUGAAGAAAUGUCUGAAACUGAAGUCAAGUGGAAACGAUAUGAAUACAUAACGUACAAAGAUAACAAUGGCGAGGAAAAAAAAGGAAAAUCCACUUGGUCCAAAAAAAAACUCCUGUCAAAGAGAUGUUUGACUAUUUCCAGCAACUCCUGAAAGAUUAUCCCUACCAUUCAUUUAUGGCCAAAUGGCAAAAAGAACAGUUUGAUCAUUUAAUGACAAACCUGCCUCUCAACCAUAUCAUCUGUGUGCAUGAUUUUUCUGAGAAUUACACUUGCAGAUCACAAGAUGAAAUUCAAUCAGAGUAUUUCGAUCCUGUGAAAGUCAGCAUUCAUGUGUCAAUUGUCUAUCGC